UCUCUCUAAAAAUAAAAUAACGUUCAUCCGAAAAUCCCGAUUCUUCCAAAAAAAAAAGAGAAGAAAAACAAAUCAAAAAAGAAAAAAAACGGAUCCAAAAAACAUGCCCCGAUAAAAAUAACAACAAACCCUAACCCUAGCUUUCCUAUUUCGCACGCACGAACGAACGAACGAACUCUUCUCUCUCAUCAUCAACAUCUUUCUCUGUUUUCCUCCUCCAUACGAAUUACAAAUCUCAGAGCGUUAAUCUGUAUUGUAUCGCUGUAGAUUUGUUAAGGUUUUCCGGUUGUCGGUGGUGGUGGUGAUGUAUGUUGCAAGGGUGGUUGUGGAAGUGGAUGGUGGCGGCGGCGAUGACUGGUGGUGAUGGUGGAGGGAGAUGUCAGCGGCGGAGGAAGAUGAUGGUAAGGAUUAACGAAGGGGAGGAAAAGAAGCCAUGUUCAAUAUCUCUUGUACCUAGGGUUUCGGAAAACGAAAUUACAGAAAAGCCCUCAAAGUUGGAGAAAAUUACGGAACUGCCACAACAAGCUAAAGAAAUUGAGAAUGGGAUAGACUUUUAUACACAGGCAAGAAAAGCUUUGUCUCUACGUUGUCCUUUUGAUUCUGAGGAUUCUAAUUCUCAGUCACAGCCAUCUUCUUCAUCUACUCUGCACCUUACUUUACCUAAUAACUUAGCUCAGUUGUUAAAUAAGAAUUCUGAUAGUAGAAAACGGCAUAAGAAGUCUCAUGCAGGAACUGAAACUAAGAAGAAGUCGUCUUCGCGGCAAAAAGGGGGUCGGAAUAGUGGAUUCUGGGAUGAUGUGGAGGAAUACUUUCGUGUAUUAUCUGUGGAAGAUAUUGAUAGAUGGUCUAAACUUGGGUCUUUCGAGUUUUUGGGUAAUGAUAAAAAAUUAUUGUACGUUCCUACAUCUGACAAUGUGGGCAGUGCAGUGAAUGAUAGUGGGGUGACGGCUAAAGAAGAGAAGGAGAAUGAGCAAUUUAUGGACGUGGACAGUGAAGGAGGAAAGGAAACUGAAUUGCCUAAAGAAGAAAAUGAUGGAAAUGUGAAGCCCUGUUCGUCCCCCUCUUUGCCUUUCAGUGGGUUGGAGUGGCUAUUAGGUUCUAGGAAUAAGAUAUAUAUUGCCUCUGAACGACCUUCAAAGAAAAGGAAGCUUUUGGGUGGAGAUGCAGGGUUGGAGAAGCUUCUAGUUGCUCGCCCUGUAGAAGGGUCAGAUUCAUUUUGUCACUAUUGCAGUUUAGGCGACCAUGGUGAUGUGCUGAACAGACUGGUUGUUUGUAGUUCUUGUAGUAUCCCUGUUCAUCAGAGAUGCUAUGGUGUGCAGGAUGAUGUUGAUGGCACUUGGUUGUGUUCUUGGUGCAAGCAAAAUAAUGAGAUGGUAAGUAUUGACAAGCCAUGUGUUCUUUGCCCAAAAAGCGGUGGUGCUCUGAAACCUUGUAGGAAAAGAGGUCUGGGAAGUGAAGAAUCUUCUCGACUGGAGUUUGUUCACUUGUUUUGUUGUCAGUGGAUGCCUGAGGUAUUUGUUGAGAAUACUAGGAUCAUGGAGCCGAUAAUGAAUGUUGAUGGCAUAAAGGAUACACGGAAGAAGUUAAUUUGCUAUCUGUGCAAGGUGAAACAUGGGGCGUGUGUUCGGUGCAGUAAUGGAGCUUGUAGGACUUCUUUCCAUCCUAUAUGUGCCAGGGAAGCAAGCCACAGAAUGGAGAUAUGGGGGAAACUUGGAUGUGAUGAUGUUGAAUUACGUGCAUUCUGCUCGAAGCAUUCAGAUUUCCAGAUCAGCAGUAGCAGUCAACAAGGUAAAGGCACUGCAGUAGACGUUGUUUCUUGCUCCACAGAUAACAAUCAGUUGGCUGCGUCAGUCACAGCCAAACCACACAAGUUAAAGCUUGGCUUAAGAAAUGGAGACAAAAUGGUGUUGCACACGGACAGUUCCAUCUCAGGUUUAGAUAAGUUGAAUGAUGAUGGAUUGCAACAGGAAGGGCUGCUGGAGAAGGGCUUGAAUCUUAGACACCAAACAGAAUACGGUGUUUCACAGCAGCCUGUUAAUAGGGACUUGUGUGAAAACAAAGAUGGUGAUGUGGCUGAUCCAGUAGAUUUCACCAUGAUAUUGAAAAAGUUAAUAGAGCAGAAAAAGGUUGAUGUAAAAGAUGUUGCUGUGGAGAUUGGUGUACCUUCAGAUUUGUUGGCCUCAAUGCUCAAUGAUGGUAAAAUGGUUCCUGACAUACGGUCCAAGGUAGCUAAGUGGUUGAAGAAUCAUGCUUAUAUUGGAAGUUUACAUAGAACUUUAAAAGUCAAAAUUAAAUCCACAAAAGCCCCAAAAGUUGGGGCUGGUGUGGUGGAUGAUUUGGAUUCCAUUAGAGUAACCGAACCCGAGAUUACGGACUUCGUACCCGUGAAAUCUGUACCACCUCGAAGAAGAACCAAAAACAAUGUCAGGGUUGUGAAAGAUGGUGAAUCACUUUAUUCAUCUAAGGAGACAGUAAACAUUGAUGGAGUAGCAGCAGAUGAUGCUAAAACUAGUGUGAAUGGAAGGGAAGAUUCAAGUUGUCCAAGAGAGCUUCUGUCUGCUGGUGUACAGAAGAUUUCGACUGUUUCCGCCACUGAUGUUGGUAAUGCUCAUGUUGAACAUCACAAAGGUGAAGACCCACAGGUUAUGCUCGCGACUAUUCCCUCAAAAGCAACUCUAGCAGGCGAUCCCAAUGAUGAUGAAGUGCCAAUCCAUUGCCUUGACAAUGGUCAAGUGGAGCAGGGUGCUUUAUCUGUACAGAAUCUUGCGACAGUUGCUGAUAUGAGUAGCACUAGUUCUUCGGUUUCUUUCAAUCACUUACCAGAUGUCCUUAAGCAGGAAACUUUCCAUAGCUUUCACAUUCACCCUUUUAUUCAAAAUAGGUUAAGGCAAAUGGAGAGCAGGGUCCCUUUGGAUGAUUUGAGACAAGGUGAGGUUUCUCAGAUUGAAGCAUCUUCCAGUUCAGGAAUCUGCUGCAGUCAACAUUCGCAACAUUCAACUUCUGGCGACCUCUUCAAAAUGAAUGGUGCUUGCUCUGAACAGUUGGUAAAGGCGAGUGCUAUGGGCCUGCUGGAGCUUUCACCAGCAGAUGAGGUGGAAGGAGAGCUCGUUUAUUACCAGCACAGACUGCUUUGUAAUGCUGUUGCAAGGAAACGUUUUGGUGAUAAUUUAAUUGUUAAGGUUGUGAAUAGUCUCCAACAGGAGACUGAUGCUGCUAGGCAACGAGAAUGGGAUGCUGUGUUAGUUAGCCAGUAUCUUUAUGAGCUUAGGGAAGCCAAAAAGCAAGGAAGGAAAGAAAAACGACAUAAGGAGGCACAGACUGUACUGGCUGCUGCAACUGCUGCAGCUGCUGCAUCGUCUAGGAUUUCAUCAUUGAGGAAAGAUAAUAUAGAAGAAUCCGUGCAUCAGGAGAUGAAUGCUACCAACGAAAGACUUAGGCUUUCUUCUCAACAGAAUCCUCGGGUCAAGGAGACGCUUUCAAGGCCGACUGCUAUGCGCAUAUUACCAGAAACGAACUCUGAUCUUGUCCAGCUAAGUUCAGAUAUUUUGAAAGACCAUGCCAGAACUUGUGAUGUGUGCACACGGUCCGAGACCAUUCUAAAUCCUAUCUUAGUUUGUACCAGCUGUAAGGUUGCUGUUCACUUGGAUUGCUAUCGAAGUGUAAGAAACUCAACAGGUCCUUGGUACUGUGAACUAUGCGAGGAAUUAUUGUCAUCUGGGGGCUCUGGAGCUCAAGGUUCUCAUCUUUGGGAGAAGGAGAAACCUUGUUUUGUCGCAGAAUGUGAGUUAUGUGGCGGUACUGCUGGUGCUUUUAGAAAGUCAAAUGAUGGUCAAUGGGUUCACGCCUUCUGUGCUGAAUGGGCCUUUGAAUCAACAUUCAGAAGAGGACAAGUACAUCCAAUUGAGGGUCUGGCAACUGUCCCCAAGGGUAAUGAUGUCUGCCUUGUUUGCCAGCGGAGAAAAGGUGUAUGCACUAAGUGUAGUUAUGGUCACUGUCAGAGCACAUUCCAUCCCUCUUGUGCUAGAAGUGCUGGCUUGUUUUUAAGCAUGAGAACUAAUGGUGGCAAGCUGCAGCACAAAGCUUAUUGCGAUAAACAUAGUUUGGAACAGAGACUUAAGUCCGAGACUCAGAGACAUGGGGUGGAAGAAUUGAAGAGUCUGAAGCAAGUCAGGGUUGAAUUGGAGCGAUUACGGCUGUUAUGCGAAAGAAUUGUCAAGCGAGAGAAGCUGAAGCGUGAAGUAAUUCUUUGCUCACAUGAUAUUCUGGCUUCUAGUAGAGACAAUGCUGUUUUAUCUGCUCUGACUCGACACCCUUACUUCCAACCUGAUGUUAGUUCAGAUUCAGCUACUACGACUUCCAUUAAAGGCUACACUGAUGGCUAUAAAUCAGGCAGUGAAACAAUACAAAGAUCCGAUGACAUAACGGUAGACAGUGCUGUAGCAGGAAAACGGCGCAUUAAGUUUCCCGUGUCGAUGGACAAUGAUCAGAAGACUGAUGAUAGUUCUACAUCACCCAACCCUGUCACACAAAAAACUUCACGAGUGUCAUUUUCUGGGAAGCAAAUUCCAUAUAGAGCUUCUUCCAUUUCUACAGAUCACGGGGACAUGCGAUUGCGAUACAGAAAGCAUAUGGAAACUUUUGAGAAAGAGCUGGUAAUGACUUCAGAUCAAGCCUCAGUGAAGAACCAGCGAUUACCUAAAGGGUACGUCUAUGUCCCAAUCCGGUGUCUUCCUAAGGAGGAGGAAGCUGCUCCAGACGAGUGUUCUGGAGAACCACUGGAUCCUGAUGGAUAGGUUUAGGCCGAGUAAUUGUAGGAUUUUGGCACAUGUGUCUGGCAUUUUGCUGCUGGUACACCAUUUUUAUCUGAACCAUCGGGAAGGAUGCCCUAUUUAAAGACAAGAUGAUGACAACAAGCGCCCGCCCUUCCAGGAGCCAUCGAGAUUAGGUUUGAUUGUUGUAUAUUCAGAGCUUACUUACUGUACAGUGGAUCUUCAAGUGGUUUGAAUGGCUCUGCCACAAUGGUUGUUUAUUGUGAGCUGAUUGGUGGCAAUAGCUCUGCUUCUUGUAAUUGUAUACAGUAGUUAGAAGAUCUCCCCUACUACUCAAGCUUUGUAAAGUUAUUGUAAAUAUUCUCGCAAUAUUAAUUGAUAGCAAUUAGCGCAGAGCAAUGAGUUUUUAAAUUUAUCAUCAUA
This is a messenger RNA of Solanum tuberosum (potato), 5192 nucleotides long. RefSeq lists its product as uncharacterized. Gene Ontology annotation, biological process: regulation of transcription by RNA polymerase II. NCBI's taxonomy places the organism in Eukaryota, Viridiplantae, Streptophyta, Magnoliopsida, Solanales, Solanaceae. Bases 309 to 4793 code for a protein of 1494 amino acids. The record is from RefSeq and is a predicted model, not a curated record. The transcript is spliced from 20 exons.